UAGUAGGACGCACAGUGAGUUGUCUCCCAUUGUCAACAGAAUUUUGUGUGCAGGAGUUUACUGAUUAAAAGAGCUUUUAAUCGUUCGUUGAACAACUAAACGAUCUGAUUAUUUGACCCAUUCUUACUGACAGUUGGAACAUAAAUACAACGACAAAAUGAACGUGACUCUGGCUGUCAAGCAGUACAUUUCCAAAAUGAUAGAGAGCAGCGGACCUGGGAUGAAGGUGCUGCUGAUGGACAAGGAGACGACCAGUAUUGUAAGUGUGGUCUACACACAGUCUGAGAUCCUGCAGAAAGAAGUCUACCUUUUUGAGCGUAUUGACUCACAAAACCGGGACAACAUGAAGCACCUUAAGGCAAUCUGCUUUCUCCGGCCUACAAAGGAGAAUGUAGAGCACCUGAUUCAAGAGCUUCGUCGGCCUAAAUAUAGCGUCUACUUCAUUUAUUUCAGUAAUGUGAUCAGUAAGAGUGAAAUAAAGGCUUUGGCUGAAGCAGAUGAACAGGAAGUAGUCGCAGAAGUGCAGGAGUUCUAUGGAGAUUUCAUUGCUGUAAACCCUCAUCUCUUCUCCCUCAACCUUCAAGGAGUAUCCAGGGGUCGCAGCUGGGAGCCCAGUGUACUGCCUCGUGUUACUCAGGGUUUGACAUCAGUGUUGCUGGCCCUGAAGAAAUGCCCCAUGAUCCGUUAUCAGCUCUCUUCUGACAUGUCCAAAAGGCUGGCAGAGAGUGUCAAACAAAUCAUUACUAAGGAGUAUGAACUGUUUGACUUCAGAAAAACAGAAGUAUCUCCUCUUCUCCUGAUUUUAGACAGAAGUGAUGAUGCCUUUACUCCCCUUCUCAAUCAGUGGACGUAUCAAGCCAUGGUUCAUGAGCUACUGGGCCUCAAUAACAACCGCAUAGACCUGUCGAGAGUGCCUGGAAUCAGUAAGGACCUACGGGAGGUGGUCUUGUCUGCAGAAAAUGAUGAGUUUUAUGCAAAUAACUUAUACCUGAAUUUUGGUGAGAUUGGAACAAAUAUCAAGAACCUGAUGGAGGAUUUCCAGAAGAAAAAGCCCAAGGACAAACAGAAAUUAGAGUCCAUAUCUGACAUGAAGGCAUUUGUGGAUAAUUACCCACAGUUUAAGAAAAUGUCAGGCACGGUCUCCAAACACGUAACCGUGGUUGGGGAGCUGUCUCGCCUGGUCAGUGAAAGACAGCUGAUGGAGGUGUCAGAGGUGGAGCAGGAGUUGGCCUGCCAGAAUGACCACUCCAGUGCACAACAGAAUGUGAGGAGACUAUUGCAGAACCCGCGGCUUUCUGAAAUUGACGCUGUGCGGCUGGUGAUGCUCUAUGCUCUUCGCUAUGAGAAACACAGCAGCAGCAUUCUGCCCAGCCUUAUGGAGGAGCUCAACCGAAAAGGGGUGUCAGAGAGACACCGCAAGAUGGUACAAGCUGUGGUAGAAUAUGGUGGCAAACGAGUCAGAGGAAGUGACCUCAUCACUCCUACAGAUGCUGUGUCCAUUACCAAACAGUUUUUCAAAGGACUUAAGGGAGUUGAGAAUGUGUACACACAGCAUCAGCCGCUACUACAUGACACGCUGGAUCAGCUGAUCAAGGGUCGUUUGAAGGACAGCCAGUUCCCCUAUCUCGGGCCAAGUUCUCUGAGAGACAGACCUCAAGACAUUAUUGUCUUCAUAAUUGGCGGGGCCACUUACGAGGAGGCAUUGACUGUUUAUAACCUGAACCGCACAAUGCCGGGGGUACGCAUCGUACUCGGGGGCACAGCCAUUCACAACACUAAGAGUUUCCUAGAGGAAGUGAUGCUUGCAGUAGGUUCAGGUGGUGACAGAACACAAGGCGGAGGCCGUCAGCUGAGCCGACGCUGAGCUGUUAUCAUCACUCACAUUAAUGUAUGCUCACACUCCCAGCGCUGUCUGUCCUCUGAACCCUGAGCACUUCUUUCUUCUUUUUCUCUCUCCUGACAUUCCUUUAAAACAUUUCUGAUAGUUUUAGGGAAGAAUAUGGUAACACUGCACAAUAAGGUUCAAUUUGUUAUCAUUAAUGAACAAUGAAUAACUGUUUGAACACCACCAUUUAUUAAUCUAGGUUAAUGUUAAUUAUAAAUAAUGUAAUAAGAAAUGCGUGUUUUUUUUUUUUGUUUGUUUGUUUUUUUUAAUUAUUAUUAUUUUUGGGUCCCAUUUUAUAUUAGGUGGCCUUAACUACUAUGUGCUUACAUCAAAACAUGUACUUACUGUGUUCAUAUUGUAUUGCUAAACACUUUUGCUGCUAUUGAAGUGGGAUACGGGUAACGUUAGGGACAGGUUUAGUGGUAUGGGUAAGUUUAAAGAUGGGUUAAGGUGUAAACGAUGGGUCAAGAGUUGAAUUAUAAACGCAAUUACAGAAAUUAGUUACAGUUGUAAUUACAUGCAGGUAUUUUUUUAAAAUGUAAGUACAAUGUAAAAUCAUGUACGUACACAAUAAGUGCAUUGUAUCUAAUGAUUUAUUUAAACAUAAGUGCUUAGUAGUUAAAGACACCUAAUAUAAAUCAGGUGUUAAUUUAUAUAACUUGAAUUAUGAAAAUAUAUCAAAUAAUUUGUUUAGAAAACUUUAACCUAGGUUAAUAAAUACUGUAAUAUUAUUGUUCAUUGUUAGUUCACAAUACCUAACGCGUUAGAUAAUACAAA
Molecule: messenger RNA, 2662 nt
Organism: Labeo rohita (rohu)
Lineage: Eukaryota; Metazoa; Chordata; Actinopteri; Cypriniformes; Cyprinidae
Gene: vps45
Product: vacuolar protein sorting 45 homolog
Exons: 15
Coding region: 158-1864 (568 amino acids)
Biological process (GO): vesicle-mediated transport; intracellular protein transport
Cellular component (GO): Golgi membrane
Source: RefSeq, a predicted model, not a curated record